UUGACACAUUUUAUAAACGUAAAGCUGGCUUUUCUUAUCCAAUAUGGCGGGUGAUUCAAUAUUUGCAAAGACGAAAUGAAGCGAUGAACAUAAUUUUGCAACAGGAGGCAUCACCUUAUAUUACCAGACUAAACCAGUCUCUUUAUUGAAGGCUUGCAACCAUAUCACAGCGGAAACUUUACAUAUAAUCUGCAAAGGAUUGAAUGUGUCAGCAAUGUCAGGAUCAAGUGACGAUCCAUUUCACAUCGGGCCUUUCUCCAGCAGGUCUACCAAAGAGCAGAUAACACCACACAAACUCUCUCUGCUUGUUUUGCUGCAUGAAUAUCAAGUCAUGCGGGGCUUCAUCCCAGCCACAGACAUGGAUGAUAGCACCUCCUGCAGGGGUGUGGCUUUGGUAAAUUUCACAGAGAGGGAGAAACGACAUUUUAUGACAACAAUGCUGGAUCUGUUACAGUGUCCUGAUCUGAAAAUUAAGGACCUCAAAGCCCGUCUUCAGCCUCUAUUACAUCCACAACUAAUGAGUUCAUUUCUGUACAGGCUUGAACAGUUUAAGCUUGAAGGGUCAAUGGCAGUAAUGGACUUUAUCGACACUCUGGGCUCCUACGUGUAUAGCAAUCACAAUGACAUGCUCAUUCAUCGCUCCAGUGUUGCAGGGAUUUUUGUUCGACGUCUUUGGCUGUCGUUUAGUCGGCUGUCUUUCAGCCAAGUAUGUGAUUUCCAUGCUCGUCUAUGCACUUACAUUCAAGAAGGCGAGCAAAUGGAAGUGUCAUCUGCAUGCCUGACGGAUUCCUUUAUGAAUUUUUGUACCUCUCAGUCCAUGCCACGUGGGCUGCAUCUGGAGGACAUCUCCAAUGACAGUGAUGACACGUGUCAAAAUAGAGCAUACUUUUCCCAAAAACAGGCAGAAUUCUUCAUUGCUCAACAGGCGCAGCUGCUAUCACAUGAUGAGAACAAGGCCUUAUCACCAAACAAGCUUCAAGAACAAGUAACUGCUAUCCUCCAGGCAAACCCAGACUUGGCAGAAGCACAUUUCCUAAGUUAUCUUAACAGCCUACGAGUGAAGGAGUACUGCUCAGCCUUGCACAGUCUUUACCAUUAUUUUGAUCGCAAUGCUCGUCUUAUGGGGGAAGUAACUCCAUCCAAAAAAUGGGAGGAAGAAGUGAGUCGUCGCUAUGCAGCUCUGAACUUAGCAGCUCUGCACUCCCAGUUUGAUCACAAGGUUGAGGCCAGAGCUGCACUGCUUGAAGCAAUCCGAAUGGCACAAGAAGCCAAUGAUCAUGUCUGCCUUCAACAUGCUCUGGCAUGGCUUAACCUGUUGUCAGAUCAGGGAACACAGAAGACUGCAUCACAAAUGGAACGUUCCAUUGCCAAAAGUGGAGAACUCAGUCUGCCGUAUUUGACAUCACUAGGGGUGUUGAUGCUGGCGAAACACAAUGCCCUAGCUACAGCUAAACCAGCCAGUGUACUGGAGUACAUGAUGAAGAGCAACGUCAUCAACUGUCAACAUUCACUGUAUGCAAUGAUGGCAGUCAGUGGAGCACAGAGAGCUGCUCUUUGGAGUUACUAUGGCAACAGAGAAUGUGCUUCAAUGUGUGCACAAACAGUGCUAUGCCUCAAUACAUCUGAAAGUGGUGUUUUCUACAAUGGUGAGCCAAUCUGCAUGGCACUUUGUCACCUGGCACGUCACCAUGCUGACAAGGGAGCCUACUCUUGUGCAAUGGAGAUUCUGCAACAUGCACGGCAGAGAUUCCCGCCUCACACAAAGCAUGCCUACCUGUGGCAAAUGUGUCAGCAGUAUAUCAUGUUUGAGCGAGCGCUGCUGGCUGGGCGAUGGGCAGAGGCUGAGAGAGCAGCUGGCAAUGUGCGGGCCCUUAAUGAUGCAGAAGGAAGACUAUUGCAAGCCAUCUUGCAUCGAGAGCAAGGCGAAGUGAACACCAGUCUUUCCCUGUUGCAUACACUGGUGGACUUAAGUUCAUCAAGCAAUGACUUCUUGCCAGACUUGAAAUGCAGAAUUCUGUUGGCACUAGCUGAGGUAUACCUUCUGACUGGAAACCAUACAGCUGCCUUGCCACAUCUGGCCAACUGCUUGACCCAUGCCAACACCCACCAUCUAGUUUACCUGGCUGCUAUGUCAACAAUGCACCUAGCAGUUAUACAGCUGCGAAUGAAGCUGCCAAGCCAGGCUCUUAAUCUGCUGGAGACAGUUAUGUUGACUGUUCUUUCUCACGGGUCUUCCUAUGAUCGUGCACGUCUGCUUUUCAUUUAUGUUCGAUGCAAAGUGGCCUCUGCUUCUUUGUCACAUUUUACACAAAGAACUUUUGCAGGUAAUUCUGAUGCAUCUGGCUUGCUUACUGCUGAUGCCCCGAUGGCAGACUGUCCCUUAACUGCACGCAACAGCAACGUGAUGUUGGAUGCUUGCUGUCUGAUGACAACUGUUGUCCGGCUCUUUGAAUCCAUUGAGGCCACCAGCAGAGUGAAAGAUGCUGUUUACUAUCUAGCUCGACUUUAUCAUCAACUGGGCAACACAGCAGAACGAAACCGUUGUGCACACCGCUUCAAGCAGCUGGACCAGCAAGUGCCCACGCUUGCUGCUGUUCGUGUUAACACCAUUUAAGUUGUUGUAUACAGGACAUGUUAUGCUCUAUGUAUAUAUUGACGUGUGAGAGCCUAAGAUCCAGUGUUGAGUACAAGAGAGAAAAAAGAAAAUCAUGUUAGCGGUUGAAAAAUCCUAUCCUGGAAUGCAAUAAGCUCAGAGGAAGCCAUCUCACACCUGGUCAGUAAAUCAGUACUGCUGCAUGUGCAUCAUGUCUCAGGAAUUGUUUGAGUAGCAUUUAAAACUACUCGUCUUAGUUUUGGCAGACCUCUUUUUUAUUUAACAAAGGAGGUUGGAGCUUAGGAAGUUAACUGUUUGUGUGUGUAUUUAUAUAGUUGUUUGUUUUUUUGUUUAUAGGCACUUGACAUCAGUCAACAAAAAAUAAAAUUAUCUCAGUUCAGAUUCUUUUGUAAAUUUUAUUAUUUUUUUUUUUAAAGUUUUUGGGGUUUUUUUUUUAAAUUCUAGUAUCAGAACUAUACACAUGUAAGAUGUCUCCUCGUUUUCUUGAUCUACAACUGCCCUCAGUGUAAGAGAUUCUGCUUCAAAGCAAAACUUGAGAAGCUGACAUCUAUUCAUACUGAUUCCUAUGUAUCACCUGCCAUGCUGUCACCAGACUGAUUCUCCAAAGCAUACCAAAAAAUCCAAAAGUAAAAGGGGAAGUGGAAGAAAUUGUUUCAAACUAAUCACAAAUACCAAACACCAACUCAACACUCCUUUUAGACACAUGCACUAAGAAUUUCUGAUGCUAGGGGUCUAGCACCAAAUCUCAAUAAAAUAUGCUUGGACUUGAACAUUUGUAUAUAUAAUGCUAAAGCAGAAUAUAAUGUUAAUUAUAAUUAAACAUUUACACAAUUAUCACAGAAAUUAAUACUACUGAUUUGAUUAUUAAUC
Molecule: messenger RNA, 3484 nt
Organism: Pomacea canaliculata
Lineage: Eukaryota; Metazoa; Mollusca; Gastropoda; Architaenioglossa; Ampullariidae
Product: anaphase-promoting complex subunit 5-like
Exons: 18
Coding region: 215-2614 (799 amino acids)
Biological process (GO): anaphase-promoting complex-dependent catabolic process; protein K11-linked ubiquitination; positive regulation of mitotic metaphase/anaphase transition
Cellular component (GO): anaphase-promoting complex
Molecular function (GO): protein binding
Source: RefSeq, a predicted model, not a curated record